AUGUCCAGUUUUGGGUUUGGGGGGUCCCGGUUUGGUGCACUGAGGGUCCCGGGUCUGUUCCGGGUUCGGGGUUCACAGUUUGGGGUUCCCAGGUCAGUUCCCGCUAUCCCGGGUCGGUUCCCGCUAUCCCGGGUCGGUUCCCGCUAUCCCGGGUCGGUUCCCGGUACCCCGGGUCGGUUCCCGGGUCGGUUCCCGGUACCCCGGGUCGGUUCCCGGUACCCCGGGUCUGUUCCCGGUACCCCGGGUCGGUUCCCGGUACCCCGGGUCGGUUCCCGGGUCGGUUCCCGGUACCCCGGGUCUGUUCCCGGUACCCCGGGGCGGUUUCCCGGGUCUGUUCCCGGUACCCCGGGUCGGUUCCCGGGUCGGUUCCCGGUACCCCGAGUCGGUUCCCGGUACCCCGGGUCGGUUCCCGGGUCUGUUCCCGGUACCCCGGGUCGGUUCCCGGGUCGGUUCCCGGCCCAGCGCUCUCUGCGGGAUGCGAGCGAGGCGCGGGCGCAGGAACUGCGGGACAGCGAGAGCCAGAGGGAGAGGCUGCAGAGAGAGCUGCAGGUGUGCUCAGGUGAGCGGGACGAGCUGCGCCAGCGCCUGCACGAGGCUGAGGCUGCACAGGGACCCCCAAAAACCUUCCUGGGACCCCCAAAACCCCUCCCCAUUUUUGGGGGACCCCCCCAGGAGCGGCUGCGGGAGGAGCAGGAGAAGGAGCAGGAACAGCUCCAGGCAGCGUUGGGGGAGGAGCAGCGGCUGCGGGAGCGUCACGAGGCCGAGGCACGAGCCUUGAGACAGGAACUGAAGGACCUUCAGGCCGGGCAGCGCAUCCUGGAGAAGAAAGGCAGCGCCGCCCUGAAGGAUUUGAGGAGGCAGCUGCAGCUGGAGCGGCGUCGCGGAGAGCGGCUGCAGGAACGGCUGCAGGAGCUGCUGCUGCCAGCCAGGAACCGCUCAGGGCUGGAGGAGCUGGGAUUGGACGGGGGCUCCCCUGGGCGGGGCCCGGGCGGUGACAGCAGCUCCGUGUCCUCAUUGGGCCGCGACGGCUCCGCCCCCGGCAGCACCAAGUCGGGCUCGGGCAGCCCCGGGGGCGGCAGCGCCGGGGGGGUCCCAGGUGGGGGCGGCCUCUCCCCGGCGGAGGUGGCCGAGCUGUUCCAGCGCCUGGCCCAGAGCCAGCAGGAGCGCUGGCUGCUGGAGGAGAAGGUGAGGCACCUGGAGGUGUCGAGCGCGUCCAUGGCCGAGGAUCUGUGCAGGAAAAGCGCCAUCAUCCAGAGCUUCGUGCGGGACAGCCGCACAGAGGCCGUGGGGCCCUCGGGGCCACCCCGGCGCGGGGCGGGGGCGGGGCCAGGUGAGGAGGGGCUGCGGGAGAUGAACAAGAAACUGCAGAACCUCCUGGAGGAGCAGCUGACCAAGAACCUGCACCUGGCACAGGACCUGGAGUCGCUGUCCCAGGAGCUGGCGCACCUCAGGAAGGAACAAGCGCCCCCCCCGGGACCCCCCUGAGGGGCGGGGCUUCUCCCCUGCCCCUCCCCCCGCAAGCUCCGCCCCCCGGACGGGGCGCUGCUGCAGGAGAGGCGUUGCCCCUUUAAGGACGCGGUGGGCCUCACUGGCGUUGCCCCUUUAAGGCAGGAUGGUUCCUUAACGUGGCGUUGCCGCUUUAAGGGCGGCCCCCGGAGGGCAUCGCCCCUUUAAGACUGGGGGAGGCGGUCCCCGCCGCGGGGUUGCCCCUUUAAGAAGGAAGUGGUCCCCGCUCCGGCGUUGCCCGUUUAAGGGGGUCCCGCAUGCGCCCCCCCCCCCCCUUCCCCUCUAAUAAACCCGAUGUGA
Messenger RNA from Cinclus cinclus, 1806 nucleotides. It is a transcript of the gene GRIPAP1, whose product is annotated as GRIP1 associated protein 1. Gene Ontology annotation, cellular component: extrinsic component of postsynaptic early endosome membrane; postsynaptic recycling endosome; glutamatergic synapse. Bases 1 to 1485 code for a protein of 494 amino acids. The record is from RefSeq and is a predicted model, not a curated record. The transcript is spliced from 13 exons. Gene Ontology annotation, biological process: regulation of modification of synaptic structure; neurotransmitter receptor transport, endosome to postsynaptic membrane; regulation of neurotransmitter receptor transport, endosome to postsynaptic membrane. NCBI's taxonomy places the organism in Eukaryota, Metazoa, Chordata, Aves, Passeriformes, Cinclidae.